Molecule: messenger RNA, 648 nt
Organism: Striga hermonthica
Lineage: Eukaryota; Viridiplantae; Streptophyta; Magnoliopsida; Lamiales; Orobanchaceae
Source: the annotation of a GenBank genome assembly
AUGGAUAUCAAGGGAAUCAAGAAAGAACAGGACGUUUAUGUGCCCCAGAAAUCAUACGAUGAAGCUAACUCUGAUGUGGUUGAAGCUGCCGCCACCGUUCAGAUGAAAACUAGGUUUUUGGAGACUCUGAGGCACAGAUUGAAAGAGGUGGAGGAAGAAGCUGAUGGGCUUCGCCAAGCGUUGGCGAAGCAAGAGAGAGAGAUUCGCGUGGUCCAAGGCAGCUUAGAAGGCCAAACUGGUGGCUCUGCUGUGGCCAUUAAGGUAGAACCGAAGGUAGAGAUAAAGGAAGAGCCAAAGGAAGACAGUGACGCUCGUUCAAUAUUUGUUGGUAAUGUUGACUAUGCAUGCACGGCUGAGGAGGUGCAACAUCAUUUUCAAUCUUGUGGGACCAUCAACAGGGUUACAGUUAUGACAGACACAUUUGGUCAGCCCAAAGGUUUUGCCUAUGUGGAGUUUGUGGAGGUUGAGGCUGUUCAAAAUGCUCUACUGCUGAAUGAAACAGAAUUACACAGUCGUCAGAUUAAGGUAUGUGUUAAGAGGACUAAUAUUCCUGGCAUGAAUCAGUAUCGUGGGAUGCGUCCAUUUUCGAAUUAUGGGUAUGGGAGCUUCCCGAGGUUUAAGCGUCCUGUGCACUACAAGCCAUAUUGA